AGGAAGAAGGGAGAGUAUUGGGGGAACCUUAUCCAUUCCAGCCCUUUAUAAAAGCAGAUCAAAACCUCCAUUUUAAACUAUCAAAAUUGGCAGACCAAAUUCUCUCUCAUCAUUUCACAGUUCAACACCCACACCCGUAUAGAGAGUGGAAUUAGUCAGUCCAAAAUAAAACAGAGAGAAUUUAUUCAUCGGAGCUAUAUAUAUGGCUGCAUCCAAAACCUAUUGCGCUAGAUCAAACUACAGGUUCCUUCCCAACGAUCAGGCUCUCAGCAACGAUCCGAUGAUCUUCGAGCUCGACGAGUCCGACGUCUGGAGCGCGGCGGCGCGCUCGCAGUCGCCUGAGAUCCGCAAGGCGAGCGAUUCCAGAAUCUCGAGGAAAUCGUCGUCCGCGGCGGCCGGGGGAAACGGACGCGGCGGCCGUCCGUCGUCUCUGCCGGUGAACGUCCCGGACUGGUCGAAGAUACUCAAGGAUGAGUACAUGGAGACUCGCCGGAGAGACAGCGACGAGGAUUACGACGAGGACGACGGCGAUUGGAUCCCGCCGCACGAGUUUCUGGCGCGGCAGAUGGCGAGGACUAGGAUCCCCUCCUUCUCGAUGCACGAAGGGAUCGGGAGGACUCUCAAGGGGAGAGAUCUCAGCAGGGUCAGGAAUGCGAUUUGGCAGAAAACUGGUUUCGAGGAUUGAUUCAAUUUUUAUUUUUUUUUUGCGAGUUUAUUUUCUAUUUGUCCUUUUACGGUUUAUAUUCCGGAAAACGCCUCAUUUUGAGUUGACGGAGGCGAGGCCAUGGGAGGAUUGUAACACUUGAGAUUGGGUGAAAGGAAAAACAAAUGAUUUUUGGAUUUAAA
Salvia splendens (bonfire salvia) is the source of this 846-nucleotide messenger RNA. RefSeq lists its product as uncharacterized. Lineage: Eukaryota; Viridiplantae; Streptophyta; Magnoliopsida; Lamiales; Lamiaceae. Bases 203 to 685 code for a protein of 160 amino acids. The transcript has a single exon. The record is from RefSeq and is a predicted model, not a curated record.